Messenger RNA from Purpureocillium lilacinum, 1215 nucleotides. RefSeq names its product palmitoyltransferase pfa5. Gene Ontology annotation, cellular component: Golgi apparatus; endoplasmic reticulum. Gene Ontology annotation, molecular function: protein-cysteine S-palmitoyltransferase activity. The record is from RefSeq and is a predicted model, not a curated record. Lineage: Eukaryota; Fungi; Ascomycota; Sordariomycetes; Hypocreales; Ophiocordycipitaceae. Gene Ontology annotation, biological process: protein targeting to membrane; peptidyl-L-cysteine S-palmitoylation.
AUGGCGCGCACCGCCGUCAGCAAUCGUGCCGCCACCCGGUGGACGGUGCGCAUCAUACCCUUCUUCAUAGUCGCCGCGUUCGUCCUCGGCACAUACGCGGUCGUGGGACGCCUCUGCGUGCAAUAUCUCUACCGGCAAAAGGGCAAGUCUGGGCUCGUCGCCGCCCUUCUUGUUCUCUACUUCCUCUUCUUCAUAUUGUCCGUCGCCACGUAUCUGCGCACCUUUCUCACCGUCCAGCUCAACCCGGGCCUGGUCCCGUUACUGCACGAACGCGACUCCGCCGACGAGAAGCGACGCGCUUCGACAUCCCGGCGCGGGAGGGACCCCGAGGCGAACCCAUGGGUGCCUCCCGAUUCGAGCCCCGACAGCCCUGGCCUCGAGGCCUUCUACAGCAAGGACGUCUUCGUCUGCGAGGCGGACGGCCGGCCGAAAUGGUGCUCCGACUGCAGACAAUGGAAGCCGGACCGCGCGCAUCACUCUAGUGAACUGGGCCGCUGCGUCCGGAAGAUGGAUCACCUGUGCCCCUGGGUCGGCGGCAUGGUGUCCGAGACUUCCUUCAACUUUUUCGCCCAAUUCACCAUGUAUACCACUUGUUUCUGCUCCGUGUGUGUCGCAGUAGGAGCAUAUUGCCUGAAACUCCAGAACGGCGACGGUCGCUCCACGGACGGCUGGGUCAUCGCCGUCAUCGUGCUGUCGGCAUUGUUCGGCUUCUUCACCUUCGCCAUGGCGCUGACAUCGCUCCGCUUCAUCUUCACAAACAUCACCAACAUCGACAUUCUUAGGAAGAGGCAGCAGUUCUAUCUCGCGGUCCGCGUGCCUCGCCAUAGCCUCAAGCCGAACAACUUCCCCACAAUCGUGUAUCCGCUCCAGCCAUGGCCGCCGGAGCCGCCGCCGCCGGCCAACGCCCUGCCCGAUCACAGCCUUGCAGCGAGGGACGACCAAGCCAAGCGCGUGUUUGCCAUCCUGCGUACGGAGCCGAGUCAGAACCCAUGGGACCUCGGUUACUGGAGAAACUGGAAGUCAGUCAUGGGCAACUCGCCGAUCGAGUGGCUGCUCCCUAUCAAGCACUCGCCCUGCUGCAACCACGAGAGCAUGGCGAGCGACUAUCCCUUUGGCCCGCUGCUCGACGACUUACGGGAGAAGCACGGUGUUCCGGAGUUGCGCGAGGAUAGUCCUGGUCGGGUGGAGAUGCAGCAGACUGACCCACGCGCGUAA